Molecule: messenger RNA, 2190 nt
Organism: Rosa chinensis
Lineage: Eukaryota; Viridiplantae; Streptophyta; Magnoliopsida; Rosales; Rosaceae
Exons: 5
Coding region: 1-2190 (729 amino acids)
Biological process (GO): DNA transposition
Molecular function (GO): DNA binding; transposase activity; zinc ion binding
Source: RefSeq, a predicted model, not a curated record
AUGUUUGGAUCAUCCGAGUCCGAUGAAGAGAGAUUGUGGCCUGCUUUGGAUUCUGAUGGUGAAGAGGAAAUACCAUUCCCUGAGUUUAAUCCAAAAACAGAUAUGAAGGACCCGGUCUUCGAGAAAGGGAUGAUAUUUGGCAGCGCUGCCAUUUUGAGAGAGGCUAUAAGGGAGAGAGCUAUUAGAGAUGGUUGGGAGGUAUAUUUUAUCAAAAAUGAAAGGAAAAGGGUGAGGGCUAUAUGCAAGUCCCAAGACUGUCCAUUCGAGCUCUAUGCAUCUAGGAUGCAACAUGAGGAAUCGCUUAUGAUCAAGACUUAUGAGCCGGAACACAAGUGCACGAGAGUCUUUGAUAACAGCAUGCUCAGUGCUAAGUAUUUAACUAAGCAUUUCAUGGAAAGGAUCAAGCUGAACAGUGGCUGGAAGCCAGAAUCCUUGGCUCAAACUAUGUCUUCAGAAGUUAGAGUAAGGGUCUCCAAGCAGAUGGCUUAUCGAGUAAAGAAAGCAGCCCUUUUGGUGUUAAAGGGAACCAUCAUGGAGCAGUAUGCCAGACUUAGAGAUUAUGCGAAUGAGCUGAAAAAGGUAGACCCUUCUACAACCGUUGACAUAAAAUGUGAUUUCAGCAAGGGAGAUAGCCUUCCAAUCUUCAAGAGGAUGUAUAUCUGUCUUGGAGCUCUAAAAAAUGGAUUUAAAGCGGGAUGUAGGUCUGUGAUUGGGAUAGACGGUUGCCAUUUGAGGUUUGCAGAUGGGGGUCAGCUCUUGACAGCUGUUGGCAUUGAUGCCAACAACACUUCAUGGGUGAUUGCCUACGCAAUGGUGGAGAUGGAAAGCAAAGACUCGUGGAUUUGGUUCCUAGAGCUUCUGUGCAAAGACCUGAGUAUACUUGAGGAUGCAGUAGGUUGGACUUUCAUCAGCGAUAAGCAAAAGGGUUUAAUCCUUGCCUUUGAAGAAGUAGUUCCAUUGGCCAAGAUUAGAUUUUGUGUGCGCCAUAUGUGGACAAAUUUUACGAAGCUGUUUCCGGGAAAGGUACUGAAGGAUCAAAUGUGGAAGUGUGCAAAGUCAACUACACUUCCUUACCUUGCAAAGGAAAUGGAGGAGAUGAAGGCUUUGGAUAAUGAAGCGUACAAGUGGAUGACACAUAAGGAUAGGCUUCCACAGCAUUGGUGUAGAGCACACUUCGAGACUUGGUCGAAGUGUGACAUUAUGAUCAACAACUUAUGUGAAAGCUUGAACUCGUUCAUUUUUGAUGCUAGAGCAAAACCACCAGUGAUUAUGUUCGAGGAAAUGAGAGUGAAGCUAAUGAAGAGAAACCAAAUCAGAAAGGAUAAGAUGCAAGCAAUGGUGGGAAAUCUGUGCCCCAAGCCUAGACAAGUACUAGAAAAGAACAAAAUGAAGGCUGCUUCAGAUUGCAUUUCUAUCGGGAAUGGUGGUGACCAAGUGGAGGUGGAGACUUUUGAAGGAACAAAGAAUGUGGUCAACCUUACGGCAAGGACCUGCACAUGCCGAAUGUGGGACUUAAGUGGUGUUCCAUGCAAGCACGCGGUCUCAGCAAUAUACAACAACAGGGCAGAUCCGGAAGACUUUGUUGCAGAUUGCUACUUAAAAAAGACGUACCUUAACAUUUACAGUAAUUUGAUCAAGCCGGUUAACGGAAUGGAGAUGUGGACUAGGAGUGAAGAACCACCAAUUCUGCCUCCACAGUAUUCUAGACAGCCCAGAAGGCCACGAACAAAGAGGAUAAGAGAUUUAUCGGAGAAGUUGGCUGCACAGGGAACAAAGCUUGGAAGAGUUCAGCGGUCGUUGAAGUGUAGCAAUUGUCAAAGAGUUGGUCACAACGUGAAGACAUGUCACCGACAUCUUCCACCAAAAGAUAAACAAGCUGCAAAUCCUAAACCUGGAAGAAAGCCACCAUUGAGUAAGAACGACUUGAGGAAAAACCAUCUAAAAGUGGUAGAAUAUCAAAGGAAGAAGAUGGCUGCAUUGAAGGCAUCUAGAAAAGCUGAUGCUGCCACCCCUGCUAACUCUACCAAAGCUGCUGUUGCCGCCGUAAAAUCCAAGUCCACCAAAGCUGCUGCUGCUACUGGCACAUCUACCUCAGCAACCACGAGGCCUCCGACAUCAAGUAAAGCAUCAAAAGGCCAAACUCCAACACCUUCCAGAUCAUCUCAAAGGAUUAGGCAGAAUUCCAAGUAA